Molecule: messenger RNA, 1129 nt
Organism: Oldenlandia corymbosa var. corymbosa
Lineage: Eukaryota; Viridiplantae; Streptophyta; Magnoliopsida; Gentianales; Rubiaceae
Source: the annotation of a GenBank genome assembly
UAUAUCUUAAAUGUUACUUACAAGAGAGACUCAUGGCUGCCGAGCUUGACCUUUUAUCUAUAACUCAACUUCAAAAACUAGCUCAACAUCAUCAACAAAAAUCACCACACCACCAGCCAAAACCCGCCGUCAGUUCCUCGCCGGCCUCUUCCGGAAUAUCCUGGAUGUGGAACCCUAAUCAAGUACAAUUAGCCCAUAUUCAUGAGGAUGAUGAUUCCUGGGAAAUUAGAGCAUUUGAACAAGACACAGGCAGCAUCAAUGGUACCACCUGGCCACCUAGGUCUUACACUUGUACUUUCUGUCGACGGGAAUUCCGGUCGGCCCAAGCACUCGGCGGUCACAUGAACGUGCACCGCCGAGACAGGGCUAGACUACACCAAUCACAUCAUCCCGCAGGUAUGAGUAAUAGUGUUAAUUUUCCCAACUCCUCCAAUUUCCCAUCUUCAACAAUCCUAAUUCCAGCUCCUGAAUUUGUCUCCACAAAUGGAGGGCUAUGCCUAAUUUAUUCACUAGCUAACCCUAAUGGUGCUAUAAAUCCAACAACCACCAUGAAUUCAUGCAUGGAUUCACCUUCUUCCAACCCUAAUUUGAUCUCACCUUACCCCCAUCUUUCUUAUACUAAUUUUGCGCCCAAUCCUCAAAGCCUUAAUUCUUUAAUUUGUCAUUCCACAAACACUGAACCCUCAGAAUUGGACAACAACAGCAAUGAUGAUUGUGAAAACACGAAGAAAGACUCCGGCGGCGACGCCAUUGAAGAGCUUGAUCUGGAGCUGAGGCUUGGGCCGCGGUAGCGAGCUAUCCACCGAUUCCAAUCCUCAACAUCAUAAACAGGCAAAAGAAAUUUGUUAAUUUGUGCAACAGAAUUGUAAAAUGCUUGUGAUUUUUGGUUCAAUAUUUUACAUACUUCGUUCAAAUAUUACUUUUUGUUUGUUCUUUUGAGAUACCUUUUCUCUUUGUUUAUUUUUCAACGAAGGGAGCAGAACAUGUACUGGGACUGUAAAUUUCAAACUGAAAGUUUACUCUCUCCAUCCCAAAAUCAUUGUCAUGCUUGUUAUAGUUACAAUAAACAGGACAAUUAUUUUUGGACAGAAGGAGUAAGUUUUUAGGAAAUGGGAAAGAUAUAUAUGAA